CAGUGGCAUUGUUGCGUCAAUUUCUCUAAGUCAUUUACAAAACCUUCGCGAAAAUUCCGGUAACGGUGUUAAAACUGUGUGUAAAUACGAAUUAAUUAAUCCAUUGAGAAAUGUUAUCUAGGUGUCAAUUUCCUCUCAUCUUUUUUCGUGUAAAAAAUAUGAAGUGAGUGAAUUUUUGUUAAUUUUUUUGCUAUCAAUUUUAUCAUCAUUGCGACCGCAACAGAUCAAAUUCUUCUAAUCGUGAGAUAAUCUGUGCGGAUAAUUGAGAAUUGAAGUAAUGGUUUGAAUCUAUGACAUAUUGAUAGAGAUUUAGAAUGGAUUUGUGCCUCGGUUGAAGUACCAAAGGUCUUUUGUAUCCUGCCACCUCUUCGAAUGAUGCCUGCGGCGGACGGUUCUGCGCCCCGAACAUCUUCAAAAUGGUUCAGAACUUUUUUGGCAGUUACGGGAGCCAUUGGCAUCGAGUUCAUUGCAGGCACCAUCGAAGCGCAAUCAGCCGUUUUAUUACCACAAUUAGAGGGAAGCAAGGAGCUUCCAAUAACGAAGGAUCAGGCCUCAUGGAUAGCAAGUAUGGGAACUCUGCUGUGUCCCCUUACGUCUAUUCUUUGCGGUCCGUUGAUGGAUAUAUUAGGACGACGAUUGGUCUUUAAGAUCUAUUAUUCAGUUUCUACGAUUGGAUAUUUAAUAAUAGCGUUUGCCAAAGAAGUUUGGCAUCUGUACAUAGGUCGGCUAUGCUUAGCUUUUUCACUCGGUUUCACGGUGGCCAACGUGAUUUACCUGCCGGAGAUCACGACGACGAGUCAGCGAAGCCUCGUGCUGGCGACGAUCAACCCGCUGUUCUCGCUGGGCCUCCUGUUCAGCUACGUCGUCGGCGGGUACCUACGCUGGGACGUGGCCUCCCUCAUCCACACGCUCAUCUGCGGCCUGGGCCUCUUCUCCGUCCUCUUCCUCCCCGAGUCGCCGGCCUGGCUCGUCAAGGAGCAGCGCCCCGAGGAGGCCCGCAACGUCUUCCGCUGGCUCGGCCGAAAUGCCGCCAAGAUCGACGGGGACAUCUCCCGACUCCAAACCACAGGAAACGGACCGGUGAAGCGCUCGAUCCCGCUGAAGCAACUGCGCCACGCCACGGUCUGGAAACCCUUCCUCAUCCUCAUCACGUUCCACUUCCUGCAGACGAUGACCGGCAUCUACAACAUCAUGUUCUACACGGUCGAGUUCUUCCGGGACCUGGGCACCGCCUUCGACCCCGUCCUGGUGACGAUCGGCUUCGCCUUCUCGCGCUUCGUUGUCUGUGUCACCGUGGGCUACUACUUCACUACCAAGUGCCCGCGGCGGGUGGCCACGGCCGUGUCGGGCUUUGGGUCCGGCGCCGCGUAUCUCGUCGCCGUCGCCUACGAGGUCUGGUGGAAGGGUGACCGGCGCUUCCAGUGGGUCCCGGUCGCCGCGGUUCUCGUGUCGUGUGUCUUCUCCACGGCCGGGGUCCAGGCUCUCCCGUGGAUUAUGACCGGCGAGGUGUACCCGCUCUCCGUGCGCGGGUGCAUGGGCGGCGCGACAUUCUUCGUCGGGAACGUGUUCCUGUUCCUGUGCAUCAAGUUCCACUUCGCGCUGGUCGAGGCCCUGGGGAUGCCCGGCGUGAUGACCUUCUUCGGGGUGGCGUGCCUCGUGUCGGGCGCCUUCGGGCUCCUCGUCCUCCCGGAGACCCAGGGCAGGACCAUGCUCCAGAUCGAGCUCGGCUUCAUGGUCAAGAAGCGGAAGCCGCCACCGGAGAGGAAGUUCCGAUACGUCAAGGAGGAGGAGCUCUGGUUCGAGCCGCCCAACGUGGAUCAAGCACCGCUCGAGGUUCAGCCCGGGACGGAGGAGGAGUUCGCUGCCAAACAACCAUAAAUGGAAUGGAGAUGUUGCAUGUGUGAGGAAUUUGCGAUGUGACUACUGAGUCGUAUGUAAAAGUUCGCGAGAAACACGAUGGUGCCACUGGUUUCUCUGAAAUCAACACCCACACUGGAAAAAAAAGA
Bemisia tabaci is the source of this 2006-nucleotide messenger RNA. Its product is annotated as facilitated trehalose transporter Tret1. Gene Ontology annotation, molecular function: transmembrane transporter activity. Gene Ontology annotation, cellular component: membrane. Lineage: Eukaryota; Metazoa; Arthropoda; Insecta; Hemiptera; Aleyrodidae. The record is from RefSeq and is a predicted model, not a curated record. Gene Ontology annotation, biological process: transmembrane transport.